CAGCAGUUUUGCUGUCAAAUUUUUAUUCCUGGAAAGUAAAUAAAAACCGUAAAAAUUGGGCCCCUAUGGAAUAAAUCUUCUUUAUUUUUAGUCACAGCUAUAAUUACAGUAAUGGCGUGGAGAAGUCAUGGUGUAAAUAAUGCUGAUAUGAUAAGGAACCUUCGAGCUAAUGGAAUUAUAAAAACUGUCGCUGUAGCUAAUGCAAUGAGCGCGGUUGAUCGGAAAUUUUACUGUCCAUAUACACCUUAUCAAGACUCUCCACAAUCUAUAGGAUAUGCUGCUACCAUUAGCGCUCCACAUAUGCAUGCUCAUGCCCUUGAAAGGCUACAUAACCAGUUGGUUCCUGGUGAGAAGGCUCUGGAUGUGGGAUCGGGUUCUGGUUAUCUAACAGCUUGUAUGGCAAUCAUGCUUGGUGAUAAUGGAACUGUUGUAGGAAUUGAGCAUAUCCCAGAACUUGUAUCUCUUGCUACCAAAAACAUACAAAAUGGCAACCCCGAUUUACUUACAUCUGGAAGAAUUAAACUUAUUUCUGGUGAUGGACGAAAAGGAUAUCCAGCUGAGGCACCAUACAAUGCUAUUCAUGUUGGGGCAGCAGCACCAAGUCUGCCACAGGCUUUAAUAGACCAACUGAAGCCUGGAGGACGUCUCAUUGUGCCAGUCGGUCCUGAAGGAGGAGAACAACAUCUUACACAGGUUGAUAAGGCAGCAGAUGGUACAACAACGGUCAAGAAACUGAUGAGUGUGAUCUACGUCCCGCUGACAGACAAAAACCAUCAAUACCCUAGGAAAAUAGCUGCAGCUGAAAAACCACGACUGUCCAUUACGACUACUCGCGGAGUUAUGAUGGCUCGCCUGCCUCGCGAGGCGGCCACGGCCACGCGGAACAAAACGACUGAGGCUGCCGCAGGAGCCAUCGCUCGCGAUCCGGAUACCGAGGCUGCCGCGUGAGCCUGUGCGCUAGGUGGGUACGCGGCUUAUAAAUAUUUAUAAUU
Papilio machaon (common yellow swallowtail) is the source of this 992-nucleotide messenger RNA. RefSeq names its product protein-L-isoaspartate(D-aspartate) O-methyltransferase (gene Pcmt). Lineage: Eukaryota; Metazoa; Arthropoda; Insecta; Lepidoptera; Papilionidae. Gene Ontology annotation, molecular function: protein-L-isoaspartate (D-aspartate) O-methyltransferase activity. Bases 112 to 948 code for a protein of 278 amino acids. Gene Ontology annotation, cellular component: cytoplasm. The transcript has 7 exons. Gene Ontology annotation, biological process: protein modification process. The record is from RefSeq and is a predicted model, not a curated record.